AUGUUGGCCAGGGGAGCCCAAAGGAAGAAGGUCAGCUCCUCUGAAGGGGUGGAGUCAGGGGAGCCCAGGGGAGCCCGGAGGUUGUCAGCUAAACCUACAGUGGAAACAAAGCCAAAAGGGCAAGAAAGUAUAAAUCUUUGGAUGAAAAAGUGCACAAAGGGGAAAAGGGGAACCAAGGGAAAAGCUUACCAGGAAACUAAAGACAGUUUUCUAGAAAACAGAGAAACUUAGAAUGAGGACGGUCCAGUCUCUGAUGAAGCAGGAGAGAAAGAAGCCAAGUUUGAUUAG
Molecule: messenger RNA, 288 nt
Organism: Mustela lutreola (European mink)
Lineage: Eukaryota; Metazoa; Chordata; Mammalia; Carnivora; Mustelidae
Product: non-histone chromosomal protein HMG-14-like
Cellular component (GO): chromatin; nucleus
Molecular function (GO): nucleosomal DNA binding
Source: RefSeq, a predicted model, not a curated record